Dibothriocephalus latus is the source of this 573-nucleotide messenger RNA. The record is from the annotation of a GenBank genome assembly. Lineage: Eukaryota; Metazoa; Platyhelminthes; Cestoda; Diphyllobothriidea; Diphyllobothriidae.
AUGAUGACAAAAAUAUGUCUUCUCUCGCCCCCUUCACCGUCCGAGGCUUCCGACCAUUCUUCAGACUUUAAUCUUGAUCCCGAACGAAAUUUCGAUCAACUGCCGAUGCCCUUUCGUCUCAUUGACAGCAUCCUACAAGAUCUCAUUUGUAGAGCAUGGGAUGCCAUCUGUGUGCAUAGAAGUAGACGCCCGCCCAACUCUGCCGUAUUAACAUUUAUGCAACACGAGAUGGGCGAAGCCGCAAAUGUCUGCUGCAUUUCAAAAGCCCGGCAAUGUCUUUUUUCAGCCAGCGGUUCAAACUUGAGCCUCUUUAGUUCAGUUGGCGAGAAACUUUUCACCGUUUCCUACCAGACAGGAGUAAUAACAAGUAUCCAGUGUAAUGACACAGCGUCGACUCACGUUGUGCCCCUUGUGGUGACAUUUUCCAGCGGGCAAUCUGAUUUGAUGCUCUGGACCGGACGCAAAGUCAUCCGCGUCCAACAACUACCCAUCGACGCCUCCAAGCAAUUUCUGCUUUCAUUUGCAUUUUCAGCCUGUGGAAACUACUUGUCAGCUGUUUAUGAGGGUAACUAA